This is a messenger RNA of Colossoma macropomum (tambaqui), 1226 nucleotides long. RefSeq names its product ELOVL fatty acid elongase 8b (gene elovl8b). The record is from RefSeq and is a predicted model, not a curated record. The coding region runs from base 287 to 1081 and encodes 264 amino acids. Gene Ontology annotation, biological process: fatty acid elongation, monounsaturated fatty acid; very long-chain fatty acid biosynthetic process; fatty acid elongation, polyunsaturated fatty acid. Gene Ontology annotation, cellular component: endoplasmic reticulum membrane. Lineage: Eukaryota; Metazoa; Chordata; Actinopteri; Characiformes; Serrasalmidae. The transcript is spliced from 8 exons. Gene Ontology annotation, molecular function: fatty acid elongase activity.
CUGAAUGUAUAGCUGACAUUUCUAGGCUUGAGCACCGUGCAGAAGUACAUUAGUCUGUGGUCGAGUUUCCAUAAUAUUAAGUAAGAUUUGAAGCCAGUAAUUUAAGCAGUGGUCUGUUUUUUUUUUAAGUGGGAGGUUUGUGUGCGCAGUGACAGAGAGAGUCAUUCAUUUAGAGCAGAUAAGGUUCUAGCCUGUUGGUCUUAGUCCAUUUAGUCCAAAGUCUUCGUACAGUGAGGCUGGAAAAGCGAGAGGAGGACAGAGCUGUGGAGUUUGCUCGGUCUCCUCAAUGGCUUCAGCUUGGCAGAGAAUUGAGUCCAUGCACCAGUGGAUUCUGGACAAUGGAGAUAAGCGGACUGACCCCUGGCUCCUCGUGUACUCCCCUGUGCCUGUACUUUGUAUUUUCCUCUGCUAUCUUGGUGUCAUUUGGAUCGGCCCUAAACUCAUGAAGAACAGGGAGCCGGUGGACCUCAGAGUCGUCCUGAUAGUUUAUAACUUCGCCAUGGUUUGCUUAUCUGUCUACAUGUUCCAUGAGUUUUUAGUGACGUCCUGGCUGUCAAACUACAGCUACCUCUGUCAGCCUGUUGACUACAGCACCAGCCCGCUGGCUAUGAGGAUGGCCAGUGUGUGCUGGUGGUUCUUCUUCUCCAAGGUCAUCGAGCUCAGUGACACAGUCUUUUUCAUUUUACGGAAAAAGAACAGCCAGCUGACCUUCCUGCACGUGUACCACCACGGCACUAUGAUCUUCAACUGGUGGGCCGGAGUCAAAUACGUAGCGGGGGGCCAGUCGUUCUUCAUCGGCCUGCUGAACACGUUCGUUCACAUUGUGAUGUAUUCGUAUUAUGGGCUGGCGGCUCUGGGGCCUCAUAUGCAGAAGUACCUGUGGUGGAAGCGCUACCUCACCUCCCUGCAGCUGCUUCAGUUCGUCCUCCUGACCACACACACCGGCUACAACCUGUUCACAGAGUGCGAUUUCCCCGACUCCAUGAACGCGGUGGUGUUUGCCUACUGCGUCAGCCUCAUCCUGCUCUUCAGCAACUUCUACUACCAGAGCUACAUCCGCAGGAAGAGCAAGCGCUCCUAACAGAGCGGGACCCGUCCCAAACUGACCAAUGCACACUCGAGCAAACGUCCUUUCACAGCAACGAUGGCCAAAGAAUUGCAUCAGAGGUGCCACAGUUAAAGUGAUAGUUCAGUGAAAAAUCAUAGGCCCCCCCACCACCCCCCAC